Molecule: messenger RNA, 3601 nt
Organism: Epinephelus fuscoguttatus (brown-marbled grouper)
Lineage: Eukaryota; Metazoa; Chordata; Actinopteri; Perciformes; Serranidae
Exons: 2
Coding region: 701-1309 (202 amino acids)
Source: RefSeq, a predicted model, not a curated record
GUUCACAUAAAUACGGGCAGUCAUUCAAAUGGCUCAUCCAGAUCCAGUUGGUCAAAAUCGGGUAAAAAUUCGGACAUGUUUGUUGUGGCGAGUCAAAACACACUGAAAUCUCACGUCUUGCGAGAUUUGAGUUGUUGCAGAAAGUUACCGCUGGAGUGACCUCACAAACGCGAGGAGUUACUCUGUUUGGAGUAGUUAUGGCUGAAUUUUUGGUGUGCACAUAUAACCAAACAGAGUUAAGCCUCGCUAUAACUGCUGGUGAGCAACCCUUGGAAACUGUGUUGUGUGGUCAAUAAUGAGGAGGCUCGUUGUCCUUUUACACCGCCAUUUAUUCUCUGAACCGGAACAGGAUAUGUAGUGGUCAGUCAUACAUUUGGCUCAUUACAGGCAGCUCACAGAACAGCAUGUUAUGUUAGCAUAAAGCUAGCUGUUUCACAAAGUGCAUAGAGUCGAUAUCUGGACACUCUAUCCCUCAAAGUCGUAACACAUAAACUCGUAACUCACUGCAGUUACAUUUUCAUAAUACAGUCCAUAUAUGUUCAUUAAUGUCUGUAUGUGUUCACAGUCCACAUACAGACAUUAAUACACGAUAUUUGUUCACAGUCUUGUAAAAAGCCAAUGUACAUGACCUGAUCUGCACAAAACAGCAGACAGACACAGUUAGAGACUUACUGGUGAACACAGUGGAGCAUAUAAGGUAAUGAUGUAUCAGUGUUGUGUCCGCAGCUUGUUGGGCCAACAGACAUUAACGACCUCAAGACUGAACAUUUCACUGAAUUUUUAUCAGGGAGCCAAAAUGGCGAAUUUUCCAGUGAAGCUCUGGAAAGCUCUAGAGGAAUUAAAAGACGAUGAGUUCAAGAAAUUCAAGUGGUUCCUGAAGCAGGAUAACAUCUCAGCGGCUCAGCUGGAGAAGGCGGACAGGCAGGACACAGUGGAUCUGAUGGCACAAAAAUAUGGCGGCAAUGGAGCCGUGAAGGAAACCAUGACGGUCUUAGAGAAGAUCAGCAGGAUUGAUCUGGUGCAGGGUUUGAAAAACUCCUGCCUGAGCUCAAAAGACCUCAGGCCGACAGAUUUUGGUGCUCUCAAAGACGAUCAUGAAAGAAAGCAAGCCGAGCUGAAGGGUGCCCAGCAGUUUGCAGUGGACGUGACUCUGGAUCCUAACUUCACCCGGCCUGGUGAUCGAGAACACGUCCGCUGUGGUGAUGUGAGAAGGACGCUACUACUCAACCCUGAGAUAAUUUACAGAUGUGUGUGUUGGAAUGGCCAAAGAGUUGAUCAAAAGGAAGAGACCAAUCACAACAAGUCCUGAGAAUCACUACUGGACUUCAUGGUUGAGGGACGGAGAUGAGCAUAGUGCCAAUGAUAAAAACCCUGUCUAGGGAUGCACAAUAAUAUCAGCACGUCAUUGGUUAUCAGUCGAUAUUGGCUUUAUAAUGAACUAUCAGAAUCAGCCAACAUGAUUUUUCCUAUUUUGCACAAUGAAUGAAUAUUACGUUCACUGAAAAGUAUUUCAUGUCGCCAUCUGCUGGAGGGCCGUCAUGUCAAGAGUAUGUCUGUAUAACAUGAUGUUAAUGCCACUACAGAAGAGACUUGAUGAUCCCUGAAAUUAGGUGGGGAAAAAGUGGAUAUAUCGAUAUAGGUAUCAGUAAAUGAGUUGUCACAUAUCGCCAUAUUGAGUAUCUGCAAAAAAUCCAAUAUCAUGCAUCCCUGGUGUGAUCCGUCCCAACUGGCGCCCUCAGAAGGUGGGACUGUUUGUGGAGUACGACAAGGGAGUGGUCUCCUUUCAUGCUCCUCUGAUUAUUGCUCAUAUUAAACACACUGAUUAGAUUCAUCCUUUGUUUUCCCAGAAUAAAUGAUAAUGCAUGACUGAAAUUCUACUUUAUUCUGUUUCCUUAAAGUCAGUGGUGGAAAUGGACAGUUUUUACUAGUGGAACCCUUGGAUGUGGGUGGAUGGGCUCCGGACAACGGACGCGGACCCCACCUGCAUCCCCAUGUUCGGAAAAUUAAGAUAAUCAUUAGAGAUAUAAACAAAUGAUGCUUUUCUGCAUUGCACAAUAAUGUAGGAUACACUUUGUUCAGAUUAACUCAGUUGAUUUUACGCAUUACCAUGAAAGCUACACUAAAAAAAAGAUUACCAAGAUCUACUGAUUAUGUACUAAACACGUUUUCCAAGCAAAUACAACAUGCUAACGUUAUUAGCGCCAGCCUAUGGCAUUUUACAUUGUAUACAUUAGCCUAGCGAUGAGCGGAGAUUUCCUCUGCUCACAUGAAACCAGGAUAAAUCCCAAAGUAUAAAUCCCUGAAGGAUAAAUCACACACAAGACUUAAAAUGCUAUCUAUUUUAGUGGAGGCUUUAUUGUCUUCACAAUUUAAUGUUACUUAUCUGUGAAAUUAAAGUAAAUACAAGAUUCAUUUCCACUGAGGGAAAUGGUCUCAGCUUACAGAAACUGACAGGAGGUCUGCGUCACCGCAACGCUGAGCGUGAGGGUGGGCGAGUUCAACUUUCUGUCAACAAAGGGGGUGUUUUCACAGGUAACUUAGCCACAGCGAUUAUUCGACUAAUGAAAAUUUGGUCAGACGAGAGCAUAGCAACCAAAUAAUUGACGAGUCGACCAGGAGACUACAGCCAUACAACUGUGAAGCUAUUCCUGUAAUUAUCCGCAGCAUUCUCUAUUCACUAUAAUAGACUGUGCAUACAGACAUGAGAACAAGCUAGCUAAUGAAAAUAACACUAGGUAGCGUUAGCUAGUCUAAAGCUUUCAAUCCUCUGUCAGAAGUUAGUUCAUCUCAUGUAAAACCUUCACAUAGAGUAACUGGCUAAUAUCUCUGACUAAAUUAAACCAGCAAGGCUUGCUAAUCUAUGUCUAUAACGGCUAGCUAACACCUUGGCUGGUAUACUAGCUACCAUAUCAGGCUGUUACCAAGGCUAGCUGGUAAGCUAACAUUAACAUUACUAACAAGCUAGCAAGCGUGUUAGCUAGCUAGCUUUAACACACAGUACACAAUGCUAUAAUAAACACAAAAUCAUCAAACAAUCAAGAUUAAUGUUAUUUUAACAAGACUAGAUAUGUCAAAGACACCACCAAUGUUUGAGGAAAUUCAAGCGAACUGAACUCCCACCAUCAACAGCUUCAUAACUUAGCAGCUACCGUUGCUGUUCGUGUGUCAGUCUUUCAAGUUCUCCUCAGACAACGCACUUUGGCAAAAAAUGUAGCUGUCUCGAGCUGGCAGGGAUGAAUUCCCAUUGGCUGUUGGGGCUGCAGAUGGAUUCAGUGCGCUUAGGUGCUUUCGGCAAAAGGAGCGUGCAGUUUAGAAACACUGUAAAACCUAGAGUUGUACCGAUACCAGUAUCGAAGAUGCCUCUGAUACUGCCUAAAAUGUGGUAUUGGAUAUCGGCGAGUACAGCCUAUGACCAAUCCGAUAUCACGUAAUGCCUCACGUCAUUACGCAUACGCACGCUACAGGCAAACACAACAGAAACGGAGUGGAGUUUAAAAAGCAUUCUACUGUAGCCUUUAAAAUGUCUUUUUUACUAAAUUGUGUGGCUGCACUUUAACCUGUGUCUUGAUCUGUGUCAACACUGGAUAAUAAUAAAAUAAAA